GCGGAGCGCACGCCGGGCCCGGCAUGGCGGAGCCGGAGGCCGCGCAGCCCGGGCGGCCCCCGCCGGGCUCGGGCACAGCCACGGGGGGAGGCGGGACGGCGGCGGCGGCGGCGGGAGGAGCCGGGUCCAGCGACCCAGCCCGGCCAGGGCUGAGCCAGCAGCAACGGGCGAGUCAGCGGAAAGCGCAGGUGCGGGGGUUCCCCCGCGGCAAGAAGCUGGAGAAGCUAGGGGUCUUCUCGGCCUGCAAGGCCAAUGACGCCUGCAAGUGCAACGGCUGGAAAAACCCCAACCCCCCCACCGCCCCCCGCAUGGACCUGCAGCAGCCGGUGACCAACCUGAGCGAGCCUUGCCGGAGCUGCAGCCACGCACUGGCGGACCACGUGUCCCACCUGGAAAACGUCUCAGAGGAGGAGAUCAACCGGCUGCUGGGCAUGGUGGUGGAUGUGGAAAACCUCUUCAUGUCAGUGCACAAGGAGGAGGACACGGACACCAAGCAGGUGUAUUUCUACCUGUUCAAGCUCCUGCGGAAAUGCAUCCUGCAGAUGAGCCAGCCAGUGGUCGAGGGGUCCUUGGGGAGCCCCCCCUUUGAGAAGCCAAACAUUGAGCAGGGAGUCCUGAACUUUGUCCAGUACAAGUUCAGCCACUUGCCACCCAAGGAACGGCAGACCAUGUAUGAGCUCUCCAAGAUGUUUCUGCUCUGCCUUAACUACUGGAAGCUGGAGACACCGUCCCAGUUCCGACAGCGCUCCCAGAACGACGAUGUGGCCACCUACAAGGUCAACUACACAAGGUGGCUGUGCUACUGCCACGUGCCGCAGAGCUGUGACAGCCUUCCUCGCUAUGAGACCACCCACGUCUUUGGGCGCAGCCUCCUGAAGUCCAUCUUCACCGUCACCCGUCGGCAGCUGCUGGAGAAGUUCCGGGUGGAAAAGGACAAGCUGGUGCCAGAGAAGCGAACACUGAUCCUCACCCAUUUCCCCAAGUUCCUGUCCAUGCUGGAGGAGGAGAUCUAUGGUGAGAACUCUCCCAUCUGGGAGGCCGAUUUCACAGUGCCGGCCACCGAGGGUGCCCAGCUGGUGUCUCGCCCAGCCACAGUCAGCACCGUCGCUGUGCCCACCACUCCACUCUUCAGCAAGAAGCUCAGCAACAGCAGCUCUGCUGCAAGCAUGGAUGCCAGCACCCCAGAGCCCCUGCCAGGGGAGAAGCGGAAGCUGCCCGAGAGCCUGACGCUGGAGGAUGCCAAACGUAUCCGUGUCAUGGGAGACAUCCCCAUGGAGCUGGUGAACGAGGUCAUGCUGACCAUCACGGACCCCGCUGCCAUGCUGGGCCCCGAGACCAGCCUGCUGUCGGCAAACGCGGCGCGGGACGAGACGGCACGGCUGGAGGAGCGACGCGGCAUCAUCGAGUUCCACGUCAUUGGCAACUCGCUCUCGCAGAAAUCCAACAAGAAGAUCCUGAUGUGGCUGGUGGGCUUGCAGAAUGUCUUCUCCCACCAGCUGCCCCGCAUGCCCAAGGAGUACAUCACUCGCCUCGUCUUCGACCCGAAGCACAAGACCCUGGCGCUGAUCAAGGACGGUCGUGUGAUCGGCGGGAUCUGCUUCCGCAUGUUCCCCACCCAGGGCUUCACAGAGAUUGUCUUCUGUGCUGUCACGUCCAACGAGCAAGUGAAGGGCUACGGGACGCACCUGAUGAACCACCUGAAGGAGUACCACAUCAAGCACAACAUCCUCUACUUCCUCACCUACGCGGAUGAGUACGCCAUUGGCUACUUCAAGAAGCAGGGCUUUUCCAAGGACAUCAAGGUCCCCAAGAGCCGCUACCUAGGUUACAUCAAGGAUUAUGAGGGAGCGACCCUGAUGGAGUGUGAGCUGAACCCCCGCAUCCCCUACACCGAGCUCUCCCACAUCAUCAAGAAGCAGAAGGAGAUCAUCAAGAAGCUGAUUGAGAGGAAGCAAGCACAGAUCCGCAAGGUCUACCCUGGCCUGACCUGCUUCAAGGAGGGUGUGCGUCAGAUCCCCAUCGAGAGCGUCCCAGGCAUCCGAGAGACGGGAUGGAAACCACUGGGGAAGGAGAAGGGAAAAGAGCUGAAGGAUCCGGACCAGCUCUACAACACCCUGAAGAACCUCCUGGCCCAGAUCAAGACCCACCCCAGCGCGUGGCCCUUCAUGGAGCCGGUGAAGAAGUCAGAGGCGCCGGACUACUACGAAAUCAUCCGCUUCCCCAUCGACCUGAAGACCAUGACUGAGCGCCUGAAGAACCGCUACUACGUCACCAAGAAGCUGUUCAUUGCUGACCUGCAGCGCAUCAUCACCAACUGCCGCGAGUACAACCCGCCUGACAGCGACUACUGCAAGUGUGCCAACACCCUGGAGAAGUUCUUCUACUUCAAGCUGAAGGAAGGGGGACUCAUUGACAAGUAGGGAGCUGGCCUGGAUCCACCUUGGCCACUCAGUCCCCCAGGAGGGACAGGGAUGCCCCUGGGAGCUGGCCCUGCUCCAGCGGCUGCUGGAGGGUUUCUUGCUGCUGAGCAGCCUAGGGGAGCUGGGUCUCUUCUCAGGGGGGCUGCAGGGAGAGGAGGGACCUGGUGCUUUUAUCCCUGAGUUCUCAGCUGCCUCUCUUUCAGGGAGGGGCUGGAGUUGCCACGUCAGGGUCUGCCCAGGACAGUGCUGAGUUCCUACCUCUCCCUGGGGGCCAGGAGCCUCCUGGCACUGGCGCUUCCCUCCUCCCCAGGGUUGUGUCUUCUGCCCUGGCUCUCUGCCCCAGGGAAGGGGCACAUAAGUGCUUUGGUUUUCUGCUUCUGUCCAGGUGUGGGCAGCCCCUGCCUCUCUUGAAUGUAUGUGGGGCUCAGCCCUGCCUGCCUGGGUUGCUCCUGGCCCAGGGUCCUGCUGUGAGGGGGAGCUCUGCCCUUGUGCCCCCCAGCUCCUGCUGCCUCUAUCAGCUCUUCCCUUCCCCUGGGGCAGGUCUGUACAGCACCCUCUGCCUGCUCCUGUUCCAACUCCUGGGGCAGAGGGUAGAGGGGGGUGCUUGGUGCUGCACUGGCCCCUGGAGAGCUGCUCUACACCCGGGUGGGGGUUAGCUCCUGCUUGCAGCCCCCCCCCUCCCUGCCCCCUCCUUGCUGGCUCUGUUCUCCCUGUGCCUCCUUGGCUUUUAGGAGGGGGAGCACAGACCCCAGCACUGACUUAUGCCCCCCCUUGCUUGGUUGCCUACUGCCUUGUGUCCCCCUCCCCGUGCUGUCAUCGCUCUGUGGGUGCUAGUGAUGCUCUGCCGCUCGCUGGGGUGGGACCAGCCCCCUCCACCCGUUCCACUUGACCGUUGUUUUGUUUGGGGUCUGUUGGGUUUUUUUUUAAAUAAAUGUCCCUGUGCAGACA
Messenger RNA from Apus apus (common swift), 3368 nucleotides. It is a transcript of the gene KAT2A, whose product is annotated as lysine acetyltransferase 2A. The record is from RefSeq and is a predicted model, not a curated record. Gene Ontology annotation, molecular function: histone H3 acetyltransferase activity; protein binding. Bases 24 to 2420 code for a protein of 798 amino acids. Gene Ontology annotation, biological process: positive regulation of transcription by RNA polymerase II; chromatin remodeling. The transcript is spliced from 18 exons. Gene Ontology annotation, cellular component: nucleus; histone acetyltransferase complex. NCBI's taxonomy places the organism in Eukaryota, Metazoa, Chordata, Aves, Apodiformes, Apodidae.